Molecule: messenger RNA, 1981 nt
Organism: Frieseomelitta varia
Lineage: Eukaryota; Metazoa; Arthropoda; Insecta; Hymenoptera; Apidae
Gene: eIF2beta
Product: eukaryotic translation initiation factor 2 subunit 2
Exons: 7
Coding region: 172-1155 (327 amino acids)
Biological process (GO): translational initiation; formation of translation preinitiation complex; formation of cytoplasmic translation initiation complex
Cellular component (GO): eukaryotic translation initiation factor 2 complex
Molecular function (GO): translation initiation factor binding; translation initiation factor activity; mRNA binding
Source: RefSeq, a predicted model, not a curated record
CAAACGUCGAGUUUCUGAUGCAAUAUUCGUUAGCAAGACGUGAAUGCACUGUAUGCAAGUAGUAGGGAAGGAUUUAGGCCCGCGCGAUUAACAUGAUGUUCUGUGUUUAAGAGCCAGGGAAAUUGAGAAGUUUUUGUCGACAACGUCAAAAUAUAUAGAAUAAUUUUCAAAAUGACGGAGGAAGAUUCGGUAUUUGAUCCUACCUUAAAGAAGAAAAAAAAGAAAAAGAAAACCACUUUUGAUCUUGAUGCUGCGUUUAACGAAGGUGGUAGUAUAGGAGACGCGAUGGAAACUAGUGGUGACAAAGAAAACCAAGAACCGGAGCCUCCUGCGCCUGCCGAGGAUGAUGAAGCGUUAGAUUUAGAAAAUUUUGGAAGAAAAAAGAAGAAGAAGAAAAAAGCAUUUAAUUUAGAUGAACUUGAUGCAGCACUACCUGAUACAAAGAAAGAGGAUGUUGUUGAGCAACAAACAGAGGAAAUUGUUGUGGAUGAUACCUUUGACUUAGAUAUGGACUUCUCAAAAACUAAAAAGAAAAAAAAGAAAAAAAAAGAUCUUGAUGAAUUAGUGGCUGAAGAAGAGCGUAAAGAAAUCGAAGAUAAAGAAAAUGGCUGCACUGAAUCUGAGCGAAGUGCAGAGUACGAAGAGACAAGUUGGGUUGGAUCCGAUAGGGAUUAUACAUAUGACGAAUUGCUGGUAAGAGUAUUUAAUAUUAUGAGAGAAAAGAAUCCUGAUAUGGUUGCUGGUAAAAAGCAGAAGUUCGUCAUGCGUCCUCCUCAAGUAGUGCGCAUAGGCACCAAAAAGACAUCGUUUGCUAAUUUCACAGAAAUAUGCAAAACACUUCAUAGGCAACCAAAACAUUUACUCGACUUUUUACUUGCUGAAUUAGGAACUAGCGGUUCUGUUGAUGGAAAUAGUCAACUUAUAAUUAAGGGUCGUUUCCAACAGAAACAAAUAGAAAAUGUUCUUAGGAGAUACAUUAAAGAAUAUGUCACCUGCCACACUUGUCGUUCUCCGGACACUAUUCUUCAAAAAGAUACUCGACUAUUUUUCUUACAGUGUGAAACUUGUGGCUCAAGAUGUUCUGUAGCUAGUAUAAAAUCUGGUUUCCAGGCUGUCACAGGAAAGCGUGCUGCUAUUCGAGCAAAAACUGCCUAAAAAAAUUUAUCAUACGUCAUGUUCAUCAAUUUUGUAGCAUAAUUUUGAAAUUAUCAGAGAUUUUUUGUGUCAGAAUGCAAUUUUUACUAUAUCUAUUAUAAUGGUGUGCAAUCUGAACACUCAUUUUUUACUUAUGAGAAUUGAGGAUCGUCGGUGUAAAAAACAAACAAUUGUAAAAUUUACAGCACAAUACUUUUUAUCAACUCGCAACAGACAAAAAGAAAUUAUAACAAAGAAUUGUUUCUGAACAUAUUUUCUUCAAGUUCCCUGGCUCUUUUUAAUAUUUUUAUUUCUUGGUUUCGAAAUCUUUGAUAUAUCGUUUCCUACUAAAAUGCAUAUAUGAAAUUAUAUAAUAGAAUUUUAUUUUUUUUUUUACGCAUUUUCAUUUCUUUCGUAAUGAGCGAUGCGUGUUCAAUAUUUUCGAAAAGGCAUAUUAUAAUUGAAUUGUACACAUAAUUUAAAUAGCAAAGACAAAACAGACACACGAUAAUACAAAUUAAAUUAUCCAUUUGUCUACCAUUGUGACAUACAGCAUCCUGUAUAAAAAACUGUCGAUUAGGUAUAAAAUGGUAUAGAUUACCAGUUGUUAACGAUAGAUUUAAGUUAUAACAGUUUGUUAUAUCAUUUUCUGUAUACAAGAAAAUUGUAACAUUAAAUUUAAGUAUAUUACUACGCAUGGCGAAAAGUAUUAUUCCUAAAAUUAUCUUUUCAUGAGAAGUGUCGUAAUAAAAUGCAGAGAUCUUUUUUAAGCGAUCAAUGGCUACUUUUCUUAGCUAAUUUAUUCAACUGUAUUUACUAGGUAAUAAAUCUAUCUUAAGAAACUUUA